AUGAGUGGCCAGCUGAACGACUCGAGCAAAGCACCCCUCGCUCCAGGCGCAGGUUCUGUCCCUGUCCCCGACAAAUCAAAUGCGAUGACACCACCUUCUAGCAGCGGCACACCGAGUCUCGGCCACGAUGUGAAUUCAGCAAAUGUCACAAAGGACAAGUCAUCCGGCUCGCCUGAAGCGGGUUUCGGUACCUCUAGUACCGCACAAGCGAGUCAGCCGCCGAAUUGGACGGCAGAGGGUGAUGUCUUGGAACAGGCAAGUCAUGGACGAGCGACAGGCGGUACGGUCGAGCGCGAUGUGGAUGCAUUGAAGAGGGAACAAAACGUCGAUGCAACGGGCGGUGAGAUGAAGGGACCCACGGGGUUGCCUAUCUCAGGAAAGGCAGCUGUAGAUGGCGAUGCGCAUGAUGCGAAACAGGCUGCGUUGUUGGCCGGCCGGCCGAGUGCAGAUGGUGCGGGCAGUGCAGGCCUUCCGUAUGAUGCUGGGAACUAG
Protomyces lactucae-debilis is the source of this 492-nucleotide messenger RNA. RefSeq lists its product as uncharacterized. The transcript has a single exon. The record is from RefSeq and is a predicted model, not a curated record. Lineage: Eukaryota; Fungi; Ascomycota; Taphrinomycetes; Taphrinales; Protomycetaceae. Bases 1 to 492 code for a protein of 163 amino acids.